AUGUCUCGUUACCAGAAGCAACAAACCUUGGGCGAAGGAACGUAUGGCGUCGUUUGUAAAGCUUACGACACUAAAGAAGGUAGAAACGUCGCAUUAAAGAAGAUCAAACAAGAGAGAGAGGAAGACGGGAUACCCGUCACAUCGGUACAUGAGAUCGCAGUACUACUGGAUCUAAAACACCCAAACAUCGUCAAUUUGUACGAUAUCUACUUGGAGGAUAAAUUUCUGUAUUUGGUCUUUGAAUACUGCGACCAGGACUUGUACCAAUUUAUUGCAAACAAAACACAGAAGUUGAACAUGAACGAGAUCCGACCUAUUGUCUACCAGAUAUUAGAAGGAUUGGCGUUUUGCCAUCACCACGAGAUCCUCCACCGAGACAUGAAGCCCCAAAAUAUAUUAAUUAACCAAAAUGGCUCGAUCAAAUUGGGAGACUUUGGAUUGGCAAGGCUAACCACUAUUAAUGAUAAAGCAUAUACACUUGAGGUGGUCACUUUGUGGUAUCGAGCGCCAGAGAUUUUAUUGGGGGCAUUGAAGUAUGACGGCUCUAUUGAUAUUUGGUCGACAGCAGCUAUCUUUGGAGAGUUAAUUAAACAAGAAGAAUUGUUUAAAGGGCGGUGUAAGAUCGACCAGUUGUUCAAAAUCUUUAGUCAACUUGGCACCCCGACAGAGGAGUCGUGGCCCGGAAUCUCAUCACUUCAAUACUACUUGAGAAGUUUCCCGAGCUUUAGACCAAAGGAGUUCACAAGCAUAUUUAGAGCAGAUAAAGACGCUGUCGACUUACUUCAGAAAAUGUUUGUGUAUAACCCCGCAAAGAGAAUUACAGCAGCUCAGGCACUCAAACACCCAUUUUUUAACGUGCUCAAUAAUCAAAUGUGA
Molecule: messenger RNA, 876 nt
Organism: Entamoeba invadens IP1
Lineage: Eukaryota; Evosea; Mastigamoebida; Endamoebidae
Product: CDK2, putative
Exons: 2
Coding region: 1-876 (291 amino acids)
Biological process (GO): signal transduction; regulation of G2/M transition of mitotic cell cycle; protein phosphorylation
Cellular component (GO): cytoplasm; cyclin-dependent protein kinase holoenzyme complex; nucleus
Molecular function (GO): cyclin binding; cyclin-dependent protein serine/threonine kinase activity; ATP binding
Source: RefSeq, a predicted model, not a curated record